UCCCGGGAGGCGGGCCGCUGGUCGGAGGCGGGGCUGCCGGCCCGCCGCGACUUUCAGAGCCGGACCAUGGCCUCGCGCUGGUGGCGGUGGCUACGCGGCUGCUCCCGGGGGCCAGCAGCGCGGAGCCCCGGGCCCAGCUCCCCCGCCAGCGUGGGGCCGCCUGGACCGCGCGCCACCGCCGACGGCCGCGCGCAGAUGCUCUGUUUUAAUCUUGUGAAGAGUCUCACAUCUGCUUUUCCACAUGUGUGUGGUAUAUCACGGUUUCAGCACACGACACCGGCUGUGUGCUGCUGCAGUAAAACGCGGAGUGGUGAGAAAUUCUCUGAUCCUUUUAAACUUGGGUGGAGAGACUUGAAAGGCCUGUACGAGGACAUCAGAAAGGAGCUGCUCAUCUCCACCGCCGAGCUGAAGGAGAUGUCCGAGUACUACUUUGACGGGAAAGGCAAAGCUUUCCGGCCGGUUAUCGUGGUGCUGAUGGCCCGAGCAUGCAACAUUCACCACAACAACUCCCGAGAUGUGCAAGCCAGCCAGCGCUCCAUAGCCUUAAUUGCAGAAAUGAUCCACACUGCUAGUCUGGUUCACGACGACGUUAUUGACGACGCCAGCUCUCGAAGAGGAAAACACACAGUUAAUAAGAUCUGGGGUGAAAAGAAGGCCGUUCUUGCUGGAGAUCUAAUUCUGUCUGCAGCUUCGAUAGCGCUGGCACGGAUCGGAAAUACGGCUGUCAUAUCUAUUUUAACGCAGGUUAUCGAAGACCUGGUGCGUGGUGAAUUUUUGCAGCUAGGGUCGAAAGAAAAUGAGAAUGAGAGAUUUGCACACUACCUGGAAAAAACCUUCAAGAAGACGGCCAGCCUGAUUGCCAACAGUUGUAAAGCAGUCUCUGUCCUAGGAUGCCCGGACCCCGUGGUGCACGAGAUAGCCUAUCAGUACGGGAAAAACGUGGGCAUAGCCUUUCAGCUAAUAGAUGACGUGUUGGACUUCACCUCGUGUUCUGACCAGAUGGGCAAGCCGACAUCUGCUGAUCUGAAGCUCGGCCUAGCCACUGGCCCUGUCCUCUUUGCCUGCCAGCAGUUUCCAGAAAUGAAUGCCAUGAUAAUGAGACGGUUCAGUUUGCCGGGAGAUGUGGACAGAGCACGACAGUAUGUAUUACAGAGUGAUGGUGUGCAACAGACAACCUACCUCGCCCAGCGGUACUGCCAUGAAGCCAUCAGAGAGAUCAGCAAACUGCGACCAUCCCCAGAAAGAGAUGCCCUCAUUCAGCUCUCGGAAAUUGUACUCACGAGAGAUAAAUAACAACAACUUCUGUUCUUUCUGGCAGCUACUUUACCAGACUGUGCCUAAAGUUGUUUGCUUCAUGUGCAGAUAACCAAAAAUCAUUUUAAAAAACAAUUUCAACCUUAUUAAUGGGCAGGUUUUUUUUUUAUUGGCAAAGUUUUUCAGAAAACUUUUUCAAUGUACUUAAAUCAUCUGAAUCUGUCAUUGUAGUCUUAUAAAUUCUAAUUGAGGUAUCUUGAUGGUUCUAUGUGGUAUUGUUUACACUGUUAAUAUCCACAUGUAAAGCCAUUACACAAAUAAAUAAUCAAUGUUAAAAUUCAAA
Molecule: messenger RNA, 1597 nt
Organism: Oryctolagus cuniculus (rabbit)
Lineage: Eukaryota; Metazoa; Chordata; Mammalia; Lagomorpha; Leporidae
Gene: PDSS1
Product: decaprenyl diphosphate synthase subunit 1
Biological process (GO): ubiquinone biosynthetic process; isoprenoid biosynthetic process
Cellular component (GO): mitochondrion; transferase complex
Molecular function (GO): prenyltransferase activity
Source: RefSeq, a predicted model, not a curated record